GCAUCCCACCUUUCUCAACACCAAAGCAGAAUGGCUGAAACCAUCCUCAUCACUCCUAUUAUACAGGAUGCACUGAAAAAUGUGAUUUCCUUUGCUGCUGACAAGGCAUUUUCAUUUGCGGUUGAACAAAUCUGCCUUGCAUGGGGUUUCAAGCAGGAGCUGGCAAACCUUGAGGACUCACUACUUACAAUUCAAGAUGUUCUCCAAGAUGCAGAGGAGAAACAGGAAAGUGAUCCGGCUGUAAGGCGGUGGCUGCAGAAGCUCAGAGAUGUAGCAUAUGAUGCGGUGGAUGUAUUGGAUGAGUGCGCUUAUAAGCUUCUCCAACUGAAAGUAGAGACUCAAGGUCGUCUGACGAAGCAGGUGUGUAUGUUCUUUUCUGGCACCAAUUCCAUUAUGUUUCGUCUCAAAAUGGCUAAAAAAAUUAAGAAGAUUAAUGAGUCUCUAGUUAAAGUAAAAGGAGAUGCAGUUUUUCCUCUUCUUACUAGAAACAAAAGGGCCCAGUUUGGCCGAUUCCGGCCUGAUACUGACUCCUAUAUAGAGUCAAAAGUUGAAGGAAGGGAUAAGGAAGUAUUAGAAAUUGUUAACUUGUUGACUGCACUAAGGGGGCAGCAUCCCAUCUCUGUCAUUUCUUUGAUCGGCAUGGCAGGAAUUGGGAAGACAACCUUAGCAAAAUUGCUAUGCAAAGAAAUAGAAAAGAAAAACAUUUUUGAUGUAGUGGCAUGGGUGUGUGUGUCUGAUGAUUUUGAUGAACGAAAAAUUUUAAAAGGUGUGUUAGAAUAUCUUGAUCAGAAUGCUGGUGGGAUAGAUAACAUUGAUGUAUUGCUCAAAAGACUGGAAGAAAAAUUAGAAAAGAAAACUUUUCUUCUUGUUCUUGAUGAUGUGUGGAAUGAAGAUUCCAAUACCUGGGCUAAUUUUGUUAAUCGUGUGUUAAAAAUUAUGAAAACAUCUGGGAAUUCCAUUUUUGUAACCACUCGUAAUGAAAGGGUAGCAUCAUCCCUGGCAAAGUUUCUUCCUUUGCAUGAGCAUCAUGUACAGAAGCUGCCAGAAGACGACUGUUGGUUGAUAAUAAAGGAGAAAGUUUUUGGAUCUGCAACAUCAUCCAUAAGUGAUCAACAUCUGGAGGCUAUUGGUAGGGAUAUUGCUAAAAAUUGUGGGGGCUUGCCAUUGAUUGCAAGUGUUUUAGGAGGAACAAUGCGUGUAGUAAGGGGAGUAGAUGAGUGGUUGUCUAUAAAAGAAAGUAAUGUCUGGAAUUCAGAAGAUGGUAAUCAGGUUUUACGUAUACUUAAACUAAGUUUUGACCAUUUGCCUUCACAUUUGAAAAAAUGCUUUUCUUAUUGUUCUAUUUUCCCAAAAGAUUUUGAUAUAAAAAAGGAUGAUUUAGUUCAACUUUGGAUGGCUCAAGGAUUUCUUUAUCCAUCUAGUGAGGAAACAAUGGAAGAUAUUGGUAACAAGUACUUCAAUGACUUGUUAUCUAACUCCUUGUUCCAAGAUGUAGAAAGAGAUAAAUAUGGGAACAUCCAAACCUGCAAGAUACACGAUGUAGUGCAUGACCUUGCAGUGUUUGUUUCAAAAAAUGAAACACUGAUUUUGAAGAAUGGUUCCAUUGGUGAAAAUUCUUGCAUUCGACAUUUGAGGGUCCUAUCCGGUGCACCAGUGGAUCCAACUAUUUUGAGAGGUGUAGCUCCAAAGUUGCAUUCAUUGUUCUCGGAGGUUGAUUUUUGCAAUCUGUCACUAGAUCUUAAAAGCAUACGGUCUUUAAGUUUGAAGGCAGCAGAUGUUGAUCAACUGCCAGCUUCUCUCGGCAAAUUGAAGCAUUUGAGAUACCUUGAUGUCUCAGGAACUAAAAUCAAAGCACUGCCAAAAUCUUUCACCAGACUCAAGUUUUAUCUUGACAAGAGCAACCCAGCGAGUAGUAGCCAUGGUGGGGGGGAAUUAAUCACACUUUUCCCGGCUUUGAAAGAACUCCGUAUAUGCGAGAUGGACAACCUAGAGGAAUGGGCAGAAAUAGAAGAGAUGGUUGUGUUUCCUCGCCUUGAGAUAUUGCAAAUUGAGUUUUGUUCUAGAUUGAAAACUUGGUCAAUGGCUGGUGAGCUUUCCGGAGGAGUGCCUUGGACACCUCACCCACUUAAAUUGUUGAAGAUGGGUCCCUUCUACUCUGAGUUGGAAGAAUUCCCAGGACUCACUUCCAUUCAUCCCCUCCACACCUCUCUUGAAACACUGCAAUUGUAUGGAUGGGAUAAGGUAAAGUCUUUACCACAUCAGUUGCAACAUCUCACUACCCUCAAGGAAUUGGAGUUAUGGAACUUCAAUGGCCUCGAAGCUUUACAAGAGGGGUUGGGUAAUCUCUCUUCUCUUGCUUCUUUAAGGAUUGAAAAUUGCAACAAAUUGAAGAGCAUUCCAGAAAAUAUUGGGGAAUUGCGUUCUCUCACUGUUCUUGAAAUCAUUAAUUGCAAAGAACUGAGAAGCUUUCCAGAGGAGUGCCUUGGUCGCCUCACCCACUUGAAGGAGUUACGUGUGGGUCCUUUCUGGUCAGAGUUGGAGGAAUUUCCUGGAUUCGCUUCCGUGGGUCACCUCCACACUUCCCUUGAAAUUUUAGAAAUAAGGGGAUGGGAUAAACUGAAGUCUCUUCCACAGCAACUUCAAUAUCUCACUACCCUCAGAGAAUUGUGGUUACUCUCCUUUGGGAGCCUGGAGGCUUUGCCAGAAUGGUUCCAAAACCUCUCUUCUCUUCAAGAUUUGCGAAUUCGGUAUUGCCCUAACUUAAUGCAUUUGCCUUCUGUUGAAGCCAUGCGCCACCUCUCCAACUUACAAAUUCUAUAUAUUGAGUAUUGUCCCAAAUUGAAGGAAAGAUGUGCCAUAGAGAGCGGCCCCGAAUGGUCCAAGAUUUCCCAGAUCCCCGACAUCGGCUUCUGGUAAAUACCCAUUUUUUGUUGAAGGAAAAUGGGAUAUAUCAGCAUGCAGAGUAGGAAUCGCAACCUGUGGUGCUCGGAAUUCAUCAAAAUCUUGAAAUCUUAUAGCAAGCAGCUUCUCCUGCCUUGAAUUCAAAAUUAUGAAGAAUUGAAGCUGAUAUUCACAACAAAGUGACCCAACCAGAUGAUUGGCCCUCUCCUCCUAUUGUUUGUGCACGCUCACAAGCAGAUUCAGCUGUAUAUAAUUUUCAGAGCCAGGAAACCUGUGUUGAGACAGUUAUGGUUCAAGUGUGCUUGAAAUAUCCAGAAGGUUAUGUGCCAAAUGUCAGAUGCGCCAACACAGUGGGUCCUAAAGUUUGGAGGAUUUCAAAGAGGCUCAAGUUCAUUUCUACCGUCGAGCCUAAACCGGAAGGUUGUCUAGGUUUUUGUUACUUUGUACUCAUGUAUCCUUAAUGGAAUUGAUAUAUAUAUGGAGCUUGAAAAUCUGAAUGGAGGACUAGUGGAGUAUGUGCUUGCACAAUGGAAUCAUGAGGAAAAUGUAAGACUUUUCUGCUUAUACAUGUUGUUUAGGAGAAUUUAAUUUUAAUAUUAUGGAUUACAUUAAAGCCUCCUUUAGCAUUUGUUUCAAAUGAGGUGCUUUCCUUUUUUCAUAGUUAUUGCUACACCAGAGCUCUCACCAAGUGUAAACUACCAAUGCAUGAGGAAGAGAAAAUAGCAGAUUACAUGAACACAUUGAUGGGUGGAAGCUUAGUAAGAAUGAUAACCAAAAGGUCGUAUUUUUAAGGUCUAUGGCAAAGAACUUCACCAAAUCCUUCAAUCAACUUGGAAAAAGGCUUUGAGAAUUGUGAUAUUGGUACUUGCGGCAAUGGAGGCAGCACCCACACUGGACAUGCCUACAAGCACAUGGCUAAUGUAAACUUAAAAUAGCAUGUCAGGUCUUUUUGAAAAAACUUUAGUUUUAUGAACAUAUACUGAAUUAUGCGGUUAAACCUUUUUUUUUUAAUCAGCGAGUUGUGUAGUUAACUGUUGCAUACAUGUAGAUACGAAAUUAUAAAUAUAGAAAGUGAUCUUAA
Messenger RNA from Rubroshorea leprosula, 3982 nucleotides. The record is from the annotation of a GenBank genome assembly. Lineage: Eukaryota; Viridiplantae; Streptophyta; Magnoliopsida; Malvales; Dipterocarpaceae.